Hyaloscypha bicolor E is the source of this 1520-nucleotide messenger RNA. RefSeq lists its product as uncharacterized. The transcript is spliced from 2 exons. The record is from RefSeq and is a predicted model, not a curated record. Lineage: Eukaryota; Fungi; Ascomycota; Leotiomycetes; Helotiales; Hyaloscyphaceae. The coding region runs from base 374 to 1258 and encodes 294 amino acids.
AUGCGAUUGCAGCUGGAAAAAGGAAUGUGAAUGUACCAUGAAUUUGGGAACAAUUGCAGCGCCAGGGAGAGAAAUCCGCUUGUCCAGGACUGGUUUGUACUUUCUGCGAGUGCAGAUCGGCAGAUGGCAGGAGCUAUGAGGCAAGGCAACUUCAGCCUUCGUGCCUUCUACGUAUGAAGGGUUGUUAACCUUGAUCCGUGCUUCAAUCCAUUUCUCUUCGCAUCUUCACGCCAAACCACACCGCUACCAUCGCCCACCAACGCCCCAAAUAUCCACCAGAGUGUCGCCAUCUUCAUCCCGACUCUGAGUCUACCGAGAAAGAUACCGUUUUCGUAGUAGAACGCAUCCCAGGGAUAGGACGCUCCCUUCAAAUAUGGCAUCGAAUGUUCUAUCCUCCUAUGGGUCAAUUUCAAUUACGGUGUCCGGGGUCAGUGGGGGUGACGACCUCGACUCACGAAAGCCGACCUCUGAGGAAACCGAGAAUAUUCAGAACAGCGAUGGAACAUUCAACAAACCGAAGAUGGAUGCAUUGGAGGAUAGUCUGUCUCGCGAAAUACGAAAGCACGAUCAAGUUGUCGAGGACACGGUCGAAGCUCUGGAGGGGAACAGCCCGGUUACGUGCCAAGAUCCCGCACCUCGACGUCCGGUCCAACAAGGCCAACCAAACAUAAAUCAAACAAAUCCACCCAACCCUACUUCAUUAGUACAUACUGGAGCGCUCAUUGUCCCAGCGCCAUCGCCGACGUUCGGGUCACAACAAUCUGCGUACUCUGCGAAUCCAAUGUCCCAGCCGACCACGUACAUUCCAGCAGAGCAAUUAUCUCUCCCUGCCAAUUUUCUCGGGCAAAGAAUUGGAUACUUCAUUGGCAAGGCAACCAACAAAUUGUUCUACAAUGCAUUGUGUACAACGAGUCAUUCGACAGGUCCUGCCCCAGAAUGGGCUGUUGGCCAACGGGCUGCUGCGGCUGCUGCGCCGAUCGUCAGUGCCUCAGCCAGUUUUUUCGCACUCGAAUUUGGUAUUAAUUACGGUCAGUCCUCUAUAGUUGGGAAUGUGGCUGCCCCACUGGCAGAGGAAGUCACGGCCCGCUAUGUUUCUUCGGACCCGGACGUCAUACGCCUACUCGGACGUUGUGUGAAAUCUGGGAUUGCGGCUACUGUUGGUCAGGACAUCGCAUACUUGGCUAUUGAGUUUAUGACAACAGAGUAUGGCGAGCGAGGCCCAAAUGCGCAAGAGUGUUAUGCUAUGGGCAUUCCUUAACAUCGGAGAUAAGAUGAAUGUUCAAUCUCAACAGGGACAUUAGGUUUGUUUCAAUGUUCUUGAUUGGUACGAGACAUUGGGAUCGAAAUUGGGCUAUUGGGGGUGAGAUGCGUGUACGAGUUCAACAGGGACAUCGACUUUCAAUGUUCUCGGUUACUUUGGGACAUCGAGAGCCGGGUUGGGGGAGUAGUUUUGUACAUCGAUAAACUACGAUCCCUUUUGUCUCCGCGGUGUCCUUACAAAAAUGAAUCGUUUUCUAUCU